AUAUGAUCACAAUAGACGUAGCAUUUCCGCUUGAUUGUAUUCAUGCAGCUUAUAAAUAUUUGGUUACAGUUCCUCACGGUCAAAAAAUUAUUACCGUCUGUCAUACAACCACAACAAUGUUCAAAUUAUCGCUGCUUGUACUUUUUAUGUCAGUGAAGUAUAUUUCAAGUUAUGGGAAUGGCGCACCGCCCAAGAGUUGUAAAAGAAUGCUGCCAGGCCACAUUUCCAGCAUCGGGUUCCCUGAGCGAAGACAAAGUCCUGCAAGCAAUCCGUACAUUCUUAACGUAACUUUGAUUAAGAGUAAGAAUAUGUUCAUGGUUUCCAUUGAUGGGCCAGAACUGCAAGGCUUUUUGCUUCAAGCCAGACACAGAAAAGAUGGUCGAGCCGUCGGUAGAUUCGUCGAUUUACAGGAAGACGUCAAAUAUCAAAAUUGCCAGGCGAGUAAGUGAGUCCGUUGAAGUACUGGUGGUUGUUAAAAAUGCUAUUGGAUAUUAUGCGGAUGGUUUCGUCAACAGAAAGGAUUACAGCUAUCGAUGAUUGGCCAAUCAAAGUUAAUCGUUCAAAAUCAACAUUUCAAAUUAGUGCUUGACUUUCAAAUGGUUUACUACAUGGAAUAACUGCACCUAGCAAUAUAAGUGAGUGAAAGUUAGCACGUGUAUUGCCAUUCAGCAUCAUUUUUGUGUCUUUCAAAGAAUAUCAAGCUUUAGAAACAAUGUACGCGUUAACAAUGCUGUUACUUUUAACAUCUGUGAAACACAAUUUGAGUUCUUCUAAUGGUGCUCCAUUCCGAAGUUGCCAAACCAUGACGCCGAGACAUUUCCAAUUUGGAUCACCAGUGGAAGGUGAAACAAUUCCUAGUCCAUACACACUCAACGCAGCAUGGGAUAAUGGUCUUAAAAUGUUUAAAGUUUCAGUUGGUGGCUCGGAAUUUCAAGGAUUUUUACUUCAAGCCAGAGUUAAGAUCAAUGAUAGUGCGAUUGGGAGCUUUGUAAAUAUCAAUCAAUCAGUUGCUCAGCAUCAAGAUUGCUCAGCGGAUCAGUUUGAUCCACGGUCGAGCAUUACGCACACGAGCAGUUCUAGUAAGAAAAAUCUAGUUUUCUUUUGGCAACCACCGCCACGCAUGGACAGGACGCGGAAUGUGACGUUUUACGCAACACUUGCUCAGUCCAAGGAGGUCUUUUGGGUGAUGCAACCAAGUAACUCGAUCAGCCUAAAUAUCGUGGACGAUAUAAGUUCUAGCAUAAAUAGUAGUAUAGAAUCAAUGACAACAAUGGGUACGACACAAGCAGUUAAUACGGCGUACAGCACAAAACCAACCAGGAAAAUUGCAACAACCACUAACUCCAUAACGACCACUGUCUCCAUAACAACCACUGAUACCGCGUCGACCAUGCAUAAUUUUGGAUUCGAAUUCUUAUGUAUUCUGUCGAUGAUUGCUUCAAAAGCAAUUGUUUGAUCAUGGUCAAAGUGCCUUAGCCAGUUGACGGAGGAUUUCUUCUUAAACAUUGAAAUACUGCCCACAUUCAGUUCUUGUAAAUUUAAUAAAUUGCCUAGAUUGAUCUUUAAUUUGUAAGCCCUUAUUAACCGAGUGCAACGUUUUUACGGAAAAAUAUCGGAUCGAAGUUUUUUGAACAGACCGAGUCCGACAGAGGUAUUUCUCAGUAAAUACAGAAAAGCGAGUGUAAUAAAAGGUUUGUUAAUAUUGUAUGGCAUUAUUUUACCUGAAACGAGGCUUUUUUUCCUUCUCGUCCUCGCUGUUAUAACGAGUUUUUGGGUUUGUUACGUUUCGUGAUGUAGCAAUAUACCAUUUUGACUUACACAGACAAAUAGAGAUGUCCCAGAUUACUAUACGAUUAUUUUUAUUGUUCAACGUCUAUUUAAACUACUUGAAUUUAAACAAAGUAUUACGUAAGGGUAAGUAUCAUUAUUGCUUCCACAACAGUCGAAUAGGUAACGAAGCUUAGGGUACUGAUAUUGAAAUGUAUUUUCAUUAGUUUUUAGUCUCAGAUAAACAAAAAUACAACAGGUAAAUAAUUCAUAUUAAAAUAUUUGAUAAGUUUAAGUUAAAUAUAAACAGUGCUCUUCUCGCUGAUGGAAUUUAGUCUUCCGAUCUCACUGCCAUUGAAUUUUGUAUUUUGUAUUUACGUCCGUUUUACCCUACAUUUUACAAGUUUUCUUUUGUUUUUGGUGGGUUUUUUUUGCUAUCCUGCAUACGGUGUUUUGCUAGUUGUUAUUUGGUAACCUUAAAAACAUGGUUAAGAAUGAGGACGGGGAUGGUGCGAAGCCUAAAAGUAAUUCCAAACCUCAACUAAAUGACGAAGUGCUCACGAAGGUUGUGAUCCGUAGACUGCCACCAAAUCUUGACCAAAACCUUUUCCUUCAAACUCUGAAUGAUAUCUUCCCAGAAGGGCCACCUGAGCAUGAUUACUUCAAGUUUUGUGGUAGUGAUCUAAGUUUCUCUCCUGUUCCUUUUUCGCGGGCGUACAUUAACUUCAAAAAUGUAAAGGACAUUUUGGCGUUCAAGGAAAGACUUGAUGGGUACUUGUUCACUGAUAAUAAAGGAGGAAAAUAUCCUGUUGUAGUUGAAUUUUCUCCAUUCCAAGGCGUACCAAAGAAGGGUAGAAAGAAAAAGGAUAUCAAAUGUGGAACUAUCGAUAAAGACCCAGAGUAUUUGGCAUUCUUGGAAAUGUUGGAAAAGGAAGUCGAACCACUUCCGAGUGCUGAAAUUUAUCUUGAGCAAAUGGAAGCAAACAAACAAAAUAUGAAAGAUGCAAAAGUUUCAACACCGCUUAUCGAGUUUAUGAAAAUGAAAAAAAGCAGUGGAAAAUCUCGUAUAUCAUCACAACGUUCAUCUUCGACGAGUUCAAGCGAAAAGAAGAAAAAAGCAAAGGAAUCAAGGGGAGGAAACAAAAACUCAGAAACUCAAAAGUCCGGUGAUGCUGCAAAAAAAGAAAGGGGUGCGGAAUCCAACGACAAAAAAACAAUUUCGUCCAAUCAAAGUGGUGAACACAAAAAUAAGUUGCCAUCGGAGAGCAAGGAUAAAGGACAUAAUGUUGUAAAAGAAAAGCCGUUUAAGAACAGACCUUCCUCUGGUCGUACAUUUAAAGACAGCAAAUCGCAAUCCGAUGGCCAAAGAUCGAACUUCAACUCAUCAAGAAAUUCCAAUCGCCAUCCAAGAAGAGACAAAGGUGUUAAAGAUUGCGACAGCAACAGAGCUGAUUCCAGGUCCUCAAGUACGUCUUCUCAUGUAAAAGGAGAAGAAACAAAAAAGGGGCAGCUGGACGCAAGAGAAAGAGUGAGAAAUAAGGAUCGACCAGCUCAAGCUAUUUACCAGCCUAGAUCACGACCACGUGGGUCAUCUGAUGAACCAACAGGAAGAAAUUCAGGCCGUUCGACCAAUAAAGAGCAGGGUAAGCCACAUCGUGACGUUCCCAGCAGAGAUGAGGAAAGCUCGCAGAGAAAUACAACAAAACGUGAUCGGGAAUUCCGUGAUGAUAACUAUCGACAACCUCGGGAUGCUUAAUGGACCCGUGUCGAUAAGUAUUAAAAAAAAAUUAUCACUGUGCUACGUGUUGUUGAGUAUUGCUAAUUGUACACCAUUGAGAUUGGUUUAUGAAUGAUCGCGUCCUAAAAAAAUUUCUUGCAACAGCCUAGAAAUGAAAUGUUUCUUGACGUUUUUUGCCCACAUCUAUAUAGUUAUUACUUAUUUUAUUUUUUGCCUAUAUGAGCAAAUUUGAAUUUGUUACGUGUGUUCUGGACUUUCGUUUUAAGAACUAAUAAAAUUUCAUUACUAGCUGAA
Molecule: messenger RNA, 3799 nt
Organism: Xenia sp. Carnegie-2017
Lineage: Eukaryota; Metazoa; Cnidaria; Anthozoa; Malacalcyonacea; Xeniidae
Product: regulator of nonsense transcripts 3A-like
Exons: 18
Coding region: 2252-3523 (423 amino acids)
Biological process (GO): positive regulation of translation; nuclear-transcribed mRNA catabolic process, nonsense-mediated decay
Cellular component (GO): nucleolus; cytoplasm
Molecular function (GO): mRNA binding
Source: RefSeq, a predicted model, not a curated record